Mitosporidium daphniae is the source of this 813-nucleotide messenger RNA. RefSeq names its product histone acetyltransferase Gcn5. The record is from RefSeq and is a predicted model, not a curated record. NCBI's taxonomy places the organism in Eukaryota, Fungi, Microsporidia. The coding region runs from base 1 to 813 and encodes 270 amino acids. The transcript has a single exon. Gene Ontology annotation, cellular component: histone acetyltransferase complex. Gene Ontology annotation, biological process: chromatin remodeling; positive regulation of transcription by RNA polymerase II. Gene Ontology annotation, molecular function: histone H3 acetyltransferase activity.
AUGCCACGGGAAUACAUUGCGCGGCUCAUUUAUGACCGGCGUCAUGAAAGCAUCAUCCUCCUAUCAACUCCAGAGAAGCUACUGCGGCCAUCAUCGGAAAAGCCUUGUGAAGACAACAUGUUAGAUGCCUCUACAUCUCUUUCCGUCGACUAUGUGAUGGUCCGCGAAGAGAUUCCUCCACACGCGCUCAUGAACCUAAGUGUACUUGGCGGUAUUACGCUACGGCGUUUCGGGCCUGACCGCCCGUUUCUAGAGAUCGUUUUUUGUGCCAUUUCAUCUGCCGAGCAGGUGCGUGGCUACGGUGCAUUCCUUAUGAGCGUCCUGAAAAGCUGGGUGCGCACCACCUACCCUUGCAUCACAUUUAUGUUGACAUAUGCCGACAACUACGCCGUCGGGUAUUUUAAAAAACAGGGCUUUUCACGUCAAAUAACGCUGGAUAGAACCGUGUGGGGUGGGCUCAUCAAAGACUAUGAUGGUGGCACGUUGAUGGAAUGCCGCCUGAUCCCAGAAAUUGUAGAUUACCUCUCCAUGCGACGGCUUAUUGGGUGCCAGCGCGAGGCACUUAUGAACGCCAUUCAACGAAAAGCGUCUGAACCGUUUGUUCGACAUGCGGGGCUUGCCACUUUUCCGGUGGCAGACCCGUCUUCUAUUGCAGGACUUUCCGGGAGGCCGUGGCAAUCUUCGUGUGAAGAUGGACAACACCCGCUGAAAAGGCCCCUUUCUGUCAAGGAUGCACUUGCAUCAUUGCUGGUUGAUCUUCAGGUAUUUUGUUUUCUGAUUCUAGACGCAUCACUCAGCAUGGCCGUUCCUUGA